AUGUCGACCAGGGCCCCAGUCACAACACCUCCGAUCGUCACCCCAGGCCCGCCUCUGGUGCGCAUCCCCUCCACCGACUCUGGCACAUUCCACACCCCAGAAGAGACCUCACCCCUAGAUGCCGAUUUGUCCAGCUUUAACUUCUUCAUGGCUGAGGACGCGCGGGGGGUAGACCCCCCGAAUAAUGUGGACGACUCAACAGCUCAAAGCGGAGACUACGACGCGCAAACAACAAUUCAUACCAGCACCGAAGAGGAUAUCCACGCGCACGACCUUGACCACACGAUAGGGACCGCAGUAUCAGAUCUAGCAGUCGAAGAUACCAGCGUCUUACCACCCCUGACCGACCGCGACGAUAGCAGCUUGUUCCCCUUGUCAAGCGAAAAUGGCGAUCACGAACGAGGAAACAACCAGACCCUCAUUGAAGAGCAUGAGAUGCGUCGCAAGUUGAUGGAUGUGGAGUCGAGCUUUUUACCGGAACCCUCAACGAUUGAUAUUGCCGGGACUGGGACCAGGGCUGGCGCAGAUGAUACCUAUCUGGUUGGAGUGGAUGGCUACGAUCCCGAUAUGACCCAGCAGACUGAAUCCUCGCAAUUUUCUUUCAUUCCACCUUCCGAGACAAUUCCUGAUCAUGGACAAUACCAAGACUACGAUGAGACUCAUAUUAUCGAGGGAGAGCCUACCCAUGCGACUCGGGAAGAGCAUGGUGGAAAUGAGAGCACACUAGACUCACUUGCCUCAUCGCCUACAGCUGCCGCAAUGCUACGAAGUCUGAACCGCCAUCACUCUAGCGCGUCCGAGGAUGCCCAAGAUGUCAGCCAAUACUUGCACGACGACCAACCCUUCCGGUCUCAACUCGAUCAAGAAGAAUCACAACUCACACCCUCGAAGCUUCGAAAAUCGUCCCGCAGCCUCUCUCCGGCCCCAUCGAAACUGCUCGGUGAUCAGAGCUUCAGUGCUGGUGGUAGCCGCCGCAGUGGAAGCCGACCGAAAUACCUCACUAGCCGUCAAUCUGCCAAUCGUCUUUCCCAUUCCUCGAUCGCAAGCAACAACACGAACAACACAGAUGGAACGCAUAGUGAUGCGACGCUGGGUGCAGACUAUGCCCUUCAGUCUGGAGGCGCGGUAUCUGACAACUGGGGCGGUUUGCACUCAAGUGGACGAGGCCACAUGACUCGAACGACUAGUCUUGGAAGCAUGGCGUCUGGAGUUUCGGGCUACAGCGAGGAGAACCCUUUGGAGACACGUAAUAUUGGCGGAUCUGGCGAAGGAGGCUUGCAAACAUUAGAGGAAGAAGGCUCUCCACAGUCCUCCCGACAACAGGCUCCUUUUGAUGAUGCAUCGGCACCAGCAACACCGAAGGCCAAGCCACAAGAAAGAGCGUUCCCCACUGACACGGCGAUUGCGGAGCGUGUCAAGGGAAUUCAGGUUCCCACCACCUUUGCACAACGAUUCCGAGAAGAUUACGCCAACCUGGGACCAUCUCCUGACAAGCGUACCGGAGCUUCAACACCUGCCCUGGGACGCAGUGGGUUAGGUCGUAACAUGACCCUCAAAGAACAAAGCAGCACAAUUGACCGUCUAUCAAAGGAGAACUUCGAUCUUAAGAUGCGUAUUCACUUCCUCAACGAGGCUCUGAACAAGCGAUCUGAAGAAGGAAUCAAAGAGAUGAUAUCAGAGAAUGUCGAACUUAAGUCAGACAAGUUGAAGCUACAAAAGGAUAGCCAAGGCUUGAAGCGCAAGAUCCGGGACCUAGAGAAACAGCUCAAAGACCAACAAUCGGACAAAGAAUCGAUGUUCAAUCAUGAUCCGGAAGGGUCAGAGGAGGGCGACCGAGAAAGCGCCAAUGAGACCGAGAUCACAUAUUUGCGCGAACGGAUCGAAACCUAUGAGCUCGAGGUUGAGCGACUGAGGUCUGAAAGCAUCGCUCGAGAGAGUGAGAAGCGACGCCUGGCUGAGAUGGUCCAAUCGUUGAGCGAAAGCCGAACAGGAGGGUCUGAAACCGGUGCGAGAGAAGAGAGAGACAUGUGGAAGGAUAUGCUUGAUGCAGAGGCCGCAGCUCGUGAGCAAGCCGAGGAAGAGAAUCGCAGGCUCCGCGAUGAAUCCGUUCGCCUACGAAGUGAGCUUUACACAUCAAAUGCCGCAGCGGCUGCUGCUGCUGCUGCCACUCCUAGCGCCAGACCAACUCAACGCGACAGAGGCUCGACCAUUUCAUAUACAUCAGCCUCGGACCGAGAUGGUAACCGGGGUGCAGCCAUUAAUCCUUCUCAUAACACACUCCUAGUGGAAUUUAACCUAUUGAAGCAAGAAAAUGCCGAAUUGAGGAAAGAAGUCAGCGCCCAGACCUCAAUGCUUACAUCCCGCAACCGAGAAAAGGAACGUCUUUAUCAGGAGAUUGAAGAAUUGAAGCUUGGACAUGUUCGCCAUGGCGGCCGGUCCGUGACUGGCGAUAGUAUCUUUGACCGCUCAGUUUCUCGAACCCAACUACGACCAGGAUCUGAACCCAGCGAUGGCGGUAUAUCACGCAGUGAUAUGGACCGCGAGGAACUGGAAGCCCGCAAUGGACAACUUCGUGAUCAUGUGUCAUCCCUAAAAAUGGAGAACCAUGCUAUUCGCAGCCAGCUGGAUGACUAUGUCCGAGAACUAGAAGCUCUUGACAAAGCCUACCAGGCUGAUGUGGAUCAAGCUGAAGAGGAGAUGCAAAGCCUACACCACGAGCGUGACCAAGCUCUUCAGAUGGCCGAUGAGCGUGAUGGUGCGUUCCAAGAUCUGCGGGCUGAGGCCCAGGAAGAAUUGGAUGCCCUCGGCGAAGAACUUGAUCAGAAGAUUGUUGAGUGCCAGCGCAUGAGCGAAGAUCUGAGAAACCAAGAUGAUAGUCUCAAGGUGCUGCAAGCGGAGAUGCGCUCAGCGAGUGAAGGUAUAAUUCGACUUGAGGAAGAUGCACAGAAUAACCUAGCGCGGUACAAGGCUGUCCAACACGAGCUCGAAGAGACUCAUGGGGAAAUGGAGUCAAUGGAGAAGAGUCUAUUUGAAUCCAACAACAAAGUGCAGAGACUCACAGUGCAAAUCGAGUCAAGCCAGAACGAGAUUGCAUUCUUACGAGAAGAGCAGGAUGGUGACAAGAUUCGCAUUGGUGAUUUAGAGUCUGAAUUGAAGACCUACGAGAUGAGCCUUAUCAGCGAGAAAGAAAAGACAAGAGAGCUUGAGCAACGGUUGGCGGACGAGCGCCACCAGCGUGAGGUCGUUGGAAGCAAGGAGAAACAAGAAGUGCAGAGAAUCAUGAACGAGUUGAACCGUGAAGCUUCCGGAGCUAAAGAAGAGGCUCGCCGACUUAAGAAGAGUCUGUCAGCUCAGGAGAUCGAAACAUCAACCUGGCGAGAGCGUCUUAUGGACCUUGAAAACAACCUUCGGGAGACCCUGGGAGAUCUCAGUGGCAGUCGCUCAAGUAUGAUAUCUAAUAUCAUGAAACUUCAGAAGGAGCUUGAGUCUACCGCUCUUGAACUUGAGAGUGUACGAUCACAGCUUGAUGAGAAGGAGUCUCUGCUGCGAAACCGUGAUGCGCUGCUCGAGAGCCAUGGUCUUGAGUCCCGGAAACUCUCUGAGCUACUGGAGCGUGAGCGUCAGGCCCGUCGAGCUGACAAGCAAUCCUUUGAACAGUCGCUCAAAUCGCAUCAACAUGCCUCUCGCUCCAUCACCCAAAGCAACUCCCGGAUUACAGAGCUUGAGAAUGCUCGUAACCAGGACCGCAAGCGAUUCACAUCUCUCGAGCAACAGUUCAAGGAUCAGCUCCAUGAACGCAACGCGAUGUUCUUGACUAUAUGGAAACGAGUCUCUUCACUCUGUGGACCUGACUGGGCCCAUUCAAACAGUCUGAUUAACGGCAACCUCCCAAGCCAGGAAGUCAUUGGUAAUAUUCUGUUCUGGCCAGGCUUCAGUCGGAAUCUGCUGCUUGCUAUCAAAACAGUCGAGGGCGUGGUAGCAAACUUCAAGAGCCGCAUUCGAAGCGUGGAGUUUGACCUGAACAAACAAUAUCAGAACCUUGAAAACUCCUUCGCUCAACGUGUCCGAAGACUGGAUCGCGUGGAAGAGGCUGUUAAGAAUAUGCGGGCUGGACGAAACCACUCCAGCUCAUCUUCCGAGCUAUCCAAGCUGCGCGGUGAGAACCGACUAUUGAAGGCUGAGAUCAAUUUACUCCAGUCUAACACUCGAGGCGGUGCGGCAGCCUCAUCGGCGGCAGCAGCAGUGAUGGCAUCAGGACCCAGGUCACCGUCACUUGCAUCUACCGCAGAUGCAGAUCGACAGUUGACGCGUCAAAACUCGGGCAGCAGUGACAAGCAACGCUCAGAGCGAGGUCUCAGCCGCAGUUCGUCUGGUCUACCCCAACCAUCAUACUCGUCAUCGAACAGCACACUAGCCAACACCAACACCUCUGGGUCAAUGUUAUACCGAACGCGGAGUAGCCAGCAGAGUAACUGGGAAGGAGGUGACGAGAAGUGGAUUCACCGAUUGCACGAGCUGGAGAAACGACUCAAAGCUGAGCGAGAGGGUCGUCUGCUUGAUCGUAGUGGUGCACGAAAGCGAUUAGAAGAGCGUGAUGCUGAGAACCAAAAACUUCGAGACCAGCUUCAUCGAGAGCGUGUUCGUCGUGGACCAUCGGGGAGUAUUGAUGAGCGCGGAGGCCAAACGUCUGAUGAGAAUCCCAGCUCGAGUGAAGGCGAGGGUUUAAUUGUGGAUAUCGAGGUUUAG
Molecule: messenger RNA, 4746 nt
Organism: Penicillium malachiteum
Lineage: Eukaryota; Fungi; Ascomycota; Eurotiomycetes; Eurotiales; Aspergillaceae
Product: putative anucleate primary sterigmata (ApsB)
Exons: 2
Coding region: 1-4746 (1581 amino acids)
Cellular component (GO): microtubule organizing center
Source: RefSeq, a predicted model, not a curated record